This is a messenger RNA of Melospiza georgiana, 1454 nucleotides long. It is a transcript of the gene NOAZFP, whose product is annotated as zinc finger protein 330. Gene Ontology annotation, cellular component: nucleus. The record is from RefSeq and is a predicted model, not a curated record. Bases 59 to 1024 code for a protein of 321 amino acids. NCBI's taxonomy places the organism in Eukaryota, Metazoa, Chordata, Aves, Passeriformes, Passerellidae. Gene Ontology annotation, molecular function: zinc ion binding. The transcript is spliced from 10 exons.
GAGCACCGCGGCGCACCGCCGCUUCCGGCUUCCGCGCGGCCGCCGAGCCAGAGUAAACAUGCCUAAAAAGAAGACGGGUGCUCGUAAGAAAGCCGAGAACCGUCGGGAGCGUGAGAAGCAGAUCAGGGCUUCACGAGCCAACAUAGACCUGGCCAAACACCCUUGCAAUGCUUCAAUGGAAUGUGAUAAGUGCCAAAGACGACAGAAGAAUAGAGCUUUUUGUUACUUCUGUAAUUCUGUUCAGAAAUUGCCCAUUUGUGCACAAUGUGGAAAAACCAAAUGCAUGAUGAAGUCUUCUGACUGUGUUAUAAAACAUGCUGGUGUGUACAGUACUGGACUAGCUAUGGUGGGUGCAAUCUGUGAUUUCUGUGAAGCCUGGGUGUGUCACGGGAGGAAGUGUCUCAGCACCCAUGCGUGCAUGUGCCCCCUGGCAGAUGCAGAAUGCGUUGAGUGUGAAAGAAGUGUCUGGGACCAUGGAGGCAGAAUAUUCGCCUGCUCUUUUUGCCAUGAUUUCCUCUGUGAAGAUGAUCAGUUUGAACAUCAAGCCAGCUGCCAAGUUCUGGAAGCAGAGACAUUUAAAUGUGUCUCCUGUAACAGGCUGGGGCAGCAUUCCUGCCUGCGUUGCAAGGCUUGUUUUUGUGACGAUCACGUGCGAAGUAAGGUUUUCAAGCAGGAAAAGGGGAAAAAGCCUCCUUGCCCUAAGUGUGGCCAUGAAACUCAGCAGACAAAGGAUCUGAGCAUGUCAACACGUUCAUUGAAAUUUGGCCGACAGACUGGAGGAGAAGAUGCAGAUGGAGCUUCUGGUUAUGAUGCCUACUGGAAAAACCUUUCCUCCAGCAAGGCUGGGGAGGCAGGUGACCGUGAGGAUGAAUAUGAUGAGUAUGAAGCAGAGGAUGAUGAUGAAGAUGACAAUGAUGAGCGAGGGAAGGAUUCAGAUUCUGAGGCCACGGAUGUAUUCAGCAAUUUGAAUUUAGGAAGGACCUAUGCUAGUGGCUAUGCACAUUAUGAGGAAUCAGAAGAUUAGGCUUAGUGUGCUGGCUUUGGAGGAGCCAAGCAAUGCUUCACUGAGUUGUGUACAUGCUAGUAGGAUAGCUCUAUCAGGUACUUAGGUAUCAGAGUUAGAGAGCAAAGAAUGUGGGACUUCUGCAGUAACUCCAGAGGACACUUUUCCUGUAGAUGAACUGAUGUUAGGUUGGGGAUUGGGGGAAGAAAAUCAAGAUAUUUUUAUCCCCCUAAACAACAGAAUGGUUUUGUCCUUGAGUUACUGAGUAUAAUGGUUCAAUACGAUUUCCUCCUAUCAGGACAGGAAUGUGGGAAAGCUGUAGCUGUUGCUUCCAUUUGCCCAUCAGAAACUAAGCUAUUUUUUACAAUAAUUUUGUUAACUGAUUUUAUGCAGUGGUGGGUUGGUGACUGCAUUUUUUUUGGUCUGCACAAUAAAAGUCAACUGCAUUACC